Molecule: messenger RNA, 1167 nt
Organism: Didymodactylos carnosus
Lineage: Eukaryota; Metazoa; Rotifera; Eurotatoria; Philodinida; Philodinidae
Source: the annotation of a GenBank genome assembly
AUGAUUGUUCUACCGGAAACCCGAAGUAUAACAUUUGCCGUGAAAUUCUCCGUCGAACGUUUUGUUGUUAUCCUAUGUCUACUGGUAAUUAGUCUUGUUUUGUAUAUUUCACUCCUACUUCUGAAUAAUAAUCGUUCUCAAUUCUUCAAACAUGCAAUAUCAAAAAAUAAAGCCAUUUGGUGGUCAUUGAAUAAAAAGUUUAUAAUUAAAUUUCAAGAUUUUGAUAAAGAAUUUGUCCAACAACAACAACAAUCACUUGAAAGUGCAAAUAUUGUUGAGCGUUUUCUAUACAACAAUCCACCGAAUACAAAGAAUCCAAUAUGUUCACGCACAAAUCGAGCACAAGGCAUAAAUUUAUUAAUGAUUUUGGUUUUAUCACGUGCACUCAAUUUUGAUUAUCGAAUGGCUAUUCGUUCAACAUGGGGUAGAAAUAUUCAACGUAAUGGAUUACAAAUUCAAACAGUAUUUUUUGUUGGAACAGAUGAUUCAAGCCAAUAUGCCAUUCGAAAUGAACAAGUGAUGUUCAAUGAUGUAGUAGAAGUAGGUAUUCCAGAAAAUUAUCCAUUUGUCUCUCAUAAAGAAUUGGCUACACUUCAAUGGACACGUUUAUUUUGUCCAUGGACAGAGUUUAUAUUUCGUGCUGAUGAUGAUAUUUUAUUGGACACAUUUCUACUAACCAAGUAUAUAAAACAUCAUCUUUAUAACAUCAGCGAAGAGAAUGACGGUAUUUAUGGAUGGUUUCGUUUUAAUAACUCUGUACAUCGUAUGGAUAAAUGGGCUGUAACCAGGCAAGAAUAUCCAUCGAAAAUUUAUCCACCAUACACAUUUGGCAUUGGAUAUUUGAUGACAAAUAAAACAUGUUUAGAACUGGUUAAUGCUGCUAAAGCUCCACAUCAUGCAGUAAUACGAAUUGGCGAUGUUUAUAUUACGGGUAUUCUACGUGAAUUAGCUAAUGUUAAAUAUUUCGAUUUUAUUGGCUUAGAUUAUUCUUAUACGUUCUAUGACGUAUUGCCAUGUGAUGACCUUUUUAUGGAUAAUCCAAAAUUAUUAAUAUGUAUGUCAAAAUUGCAUGUAGGUAUUAAAGGAGAUCCAGAUGAAUUUUUUGAUGUAUGGGAUGUUAUUUUGACAAGACAAAGCGAAAGAAACAAAAUAACAUCGAAGCAUUAG